GCUUUAAUAUAAUUAAUUUAAAUAAUAAAAUUGAUAAAAAUAUAAAAUAUUAAGGGUAAAAAAAUGAAAGAUACUAAAAGUAUGUAAACUACUAAUAAUGAAUAAACUACUAAAAAUUUUAUGAUUAAAGGAAUUAAGUAUCCUUAUCUAAAUAAAUUUGAUAGCCUUAAGUCUAACACAAAUUUAAAAUCUAAGUCAAUUCAGUCAAUUUAGAGUUAAUAAUACUUGUCUCCUAAAAAAGGGGGAGGUAUAAUUCCACAAUAGAAAAAAGGUAAUGAAAUCAAUCAAAGUUUAGUAAAUACUGGUAGUGUUUGCACCUAAGAGAAAAAAGUUACUUCUUUAGAUUAGUUGAUUGAAAAUAAUUAUAAACUUUUUGAUAGAUAACGAAAAAUAUUCUAACAAAUGCAAGAAGAUUAGUAAAAAAUUUUCGACCGAAUGCUUGAAUAGUAGUAAAAAAUGCUUGAAUAGUAGUAAAAAAUGUUUGAAUAGUAGUAAAAAAUGUUUGAAUAGUAGUAAAAAAUGUUUGAAUAGUAGUAAAAAAUGUUUGAAUAGUAGUAAAAAAUUUUCGACCGUUAGUCAAUAAUUGCCGACCGAAUGCUUGAAUAGUAGUAAAAAAUGCUCGAAGAUUAGCAAGUAAUAUUUGCUAGAAUGGAUUAAAUGAUAGAUCGAAAAUUUGCAAAAUCGACUUGA
Molecule: messenger RNA, 690 nt
Organism: Tetrahymena thermophila SB210
Lineage: Eukaryota; Ciliophora; Oligohymenophorea; Hymenostomatida; Tetrahymenidae
Product: forkhead transcription factor, putative
Exons: 2
Source: RefSeq, a predicted model, not a curated record